AUGUCUUCAGACAAAUUGCGACCCUUUUUGUGGUCUCUGUUGACCAUCAUAUCGACGAACCCCUCGUUGUAUGACUCGAGAGGAAUGGUUGGCUCAGUAGACCUGUUGACACGAUUGCGGCGCUCGAUGUCCGCCCGAUCGCACAGGUCUUCGCCCAUGAAAUGUGUGGCCAAACGACUGCUCGACAGAGUGAUCAUCGGUUUGGACCGCAAUGUGAAGACUCCGUGCGGUUUCUGUUUCGUUGAAUACCUGUCCCGAGAGUCGGCCGCUAAUGCCAUGCGUUAUGUGAACGGCACGCGUCUCGACGAUAGGAUUAUACGCACGGAUUGGGACACAGGUUUCAUUGAGGGCCGGCAGUACGGGAGGGGUAAGAGUGGGGGACAAGUGAGGGAUGAGUACCGCACCGACUAUGACGACGGGAGGGGAGGCUUCGGGAAAAUCAUGAGCUUUAAGAUGGGCCCUCCUGUCAACUGA
Oppiella nova is the source of this 474-nucleotide messenger RNA. The record is from the annotation of a GenBank genome assembly. NCBI's taxonomy places the organism in Eukaryota, Metazoa, Arthropoda, Arachnida, Sarcoptiformes, Oppiidae.